AUGGCGAGUGCCUGGCUGGCCCGCGUGCGGCGCCUCAACGCCCAUAACCUGACGACAUUUCGAGAUGCGCCCCUGGCCGAGAUAUCCGGCUCUCUGGGCGAUUUGGGCACCCUGCUUCCCCUGAUGAUCGCCCUCGCGGCCAAGGGGUACAUCGACCUAGGCUCGACGCUCGUCUUUUCCGGCGCCUUCAACGUCCUCACCGGCGUCAUCUUUGGCAUCCCCUUGCCCGUGCAGCCCAUGAAGCCCCUUGACUGGAUCUAUCCCGUGUUGGACAACCGCAUCUGGGCAUUGGUGGCAUUCCUCGUUCUCGUUUUUACGCAGAACAUGCCUCGCUUCCCUUACGCCCUGAGCUUCUUCGUUCUGGCUCUUGUGUUGGCCCUUAUCCAGGUGCUCACCUCCCACCAAAGCUUACCUUGGUUCCAGGUGUGGCACCCGCACUUUGUGCUUCCCUCCUGGGUUGGCAACGGAGAUGCUCCAGCCUUGUGGAUGGCCAUAGGGCAGCUUCCCUUGACGACUCUCAACUCCAUCAUCGCGGUGAGUGCGCUGGCUGCUGACCUGCUCCCGGACCUGCCAACUCCGUCCGUCACCUCCAUAGGCCUGAGUGUGGCGCUCAUGAACCUCACCGGCACGUGGUUUGGAGCCAUGCCAGUCUGUCACGGUGCUGGAGGGCUGGCUGCCCAGUUUCGCUUCGGCGCACGCAGCGGAGCCAGCGUGAUCCUGUUGGGCCUCUUGAAGAUCUUUCUGGGGCUGUUGUUUGGAAAGACGCUUGUCAAUCUGUUGACGCAAUAUCCAAAGAGCUUACUGGGCGUCAUGGUGGUGGCUGCUGGGUUGGAGCUGGCCAAGGUUGGUCACACCUUGAACCAAGGUGCUCCUGAUCUCUGGCAUGUGUCUGCUAGUCAAGGGGACCACGCUGCAGGCUUGAGGCAGCAUCGACAUCUCUCGGACGAAGAACGCCUCGAGAGAUGGACAGUCAUGCUGGUAACGACGGCCGGUCUCCUCGCAUUCAGGAAUGAUGCGGUUGGCUUCUUGGCCGGCAUGCUCUGCCACAGCUCAUACAGGCUCUCAGAGCGGUUUAUGGGCUGGAAAAGCCGUCGGUCGAUCAUCUCAAGCGAGCGGGCGCCAUUAUUACGAUGA
Molecule: messenger RNA, 1134 nt
Organism: Trichoderma virens Gv29-8
Lineage: Eukaryota; Fungi; Ascomycota; Sordariomycetes; Hypocreales; Hypocreaceae
Exons: 2
Coding region: 1-1134 (377 amino acids)
Biological process (GO): molybdate ion transport
Molecular function (GO): molybdate ion transmembrane transporter activity
Source: RefSeq, a predicted model, not a curated record